Messenger RNA from Naegleria gruberi, 1092 nucleotides. RefSeq lists its product as uncharacterized. NCBI's taxonomy places the organism in Eukaryota, Heterolobosea, Eutetramitea, Acrasida, Naegleriidae. The transcript has a single exon. Gene Ontology annotation, cellular component: plasma membrane. Gene Ontology annotation, molecular function: protein binding. The record is from RefSeq and is a predicted model, not a curated record. Bases 1 to 1092 code for a protein of 363 amino acids. Gene Ontology annotation, biological process: hormone-mediated signaling pathway.
AUGAAACAAUUAACAUCACUUAAUGUCUCCAACAAUCAAAUUAGCGGUAAAGGAGCCAAAUAUAUAAGUGAAAUGAAACAAUUGACAUCACUUAAUAUUUCUAACAAUCGAAUUGGUGGUAAAGGAGCCAAAUAUAUAAGUGAAAUGAAACAAUUAACAUCACUUAAUAUUUUUAACAAUCGGAUUAGUGAUGAAGGAGCCAAAUAUAUAAGUGAAAUGAAACAAUUGAUAUCACUUGAUAUUUCUUACAAUCAAAUUGGUGCAGAAGGAGCCAAGUUCAUAAGCGAAAUGAAACAAUUAACAUCACUUAAUAUUUCUUACAAUGAAAUUAGUGAUGAAGGAGCCAAAUACAUCAGUGAAAUGAAACAAUUAACAUCACUUAAUAUUUCUUACAAUGACAUUAGUGAAGGAGCCAAACCAAUAAGUGAAAUGAAACAAUUAACAUCACUUAAUGUCUCCAACAAUCAAAUUAGCGGUAAAGGAGCCAAAUAUAUAAGUGAAAUGAAACAAUUAACAUCACUUAAUAUUUCUGACAAUCAAAUUAGUGGUAAAGGAGCCAAAUACAUUGGUGAAAUGAAACAAUUAACAUCACUUGAUAUUUCUAACAAUCAAAUUAGUGAUGAAGGAGCUAAAUUUUUAAGCGAAAUGAAACAAUUGAUAUCACUAAAUGUUUCUAACAAUCAAAUUAGUGGUAAAGAAGCCAAGUUCAUGAGUGAAAUGAAACAAUUAACAUCACUUAAUAUUUCUAACAAUCAAAUUAGUGAUGAAAGAGCCAAAUAUAUAAGUGAAAUGAAACAAUUAACAUCACUUGAUAUUUUUAACAAUCUAAUUAGUGAUGAAGGAGCCAAAUACAUCAGUGAAAUGAAACACUUAACAUCACUUGAUAUUUCUUACAAUGAAAUUAGUCACAUAAGUGAAAUGAAACAAUUGACAUCACUUAAUAUUUCUUUCAAUCAAAUUAAUGAUGAAGGAGCCAAAUCAAUAAGUGAAAUGAAACAAUUGACAUCACUUGAUAUGUCUUACAAUCGAAUUGGUGGUGAAGGAGCCAAAUACAUUAGUGAAAUGAAACAUUUGACAUCACUAAGAAAAUAA